ACCCGCGAAACAAGCGUCUUGAAAACAUUCGUGAAUUCAAAUUAAAUUUUUCAAAAAUAAAUUCUGCAAAACAAUUAAAAUGCCUGGAUCUUUACGAAGUGAGUCAUCAGAGACUAGCCGACAAAAUGCAGGAGCUCGUACUCCGUCGCGUAAUCGGGAAAGUGAUGAUGUGAAUCCGACACCUCAACGAAUCCGUGGAGUCGGAGUGGACUCGAGAGGCGAUCGUGUAAGCAUUCACACCUCUCCAAGUGCUCCCGGAACGGUCGUUACCAGCCCGGUACGCGGAGGAGGUGUUGCUAUAAGUGAGAUUGAUUUGAGCUCUCCUCUGAAUUAUGGUACGCCAAGCUCCAUGGGUUCCGUUCGGACGCCGCGUUCUGGCAUCCGAGGUACUCCGUUGCGCAUGCGACCUGAUAUUCGAACGGAUCGUCACAUCAGACAAGUCCAAGUUGGCGAGGGCAGCGAAACCGGAAGUCAACUUCAAUCGAUACCCGAGGCCCAAUCGGAAACGGAUUCGACAACUGGUGGCACACAACUCGUGAUUUGGGGCACAAAUGUCGUCGUGAACGAGUGCAAAGCGAAAUUUAAGCGUUUCAUUGAGCGUUACAUCGACCCAGACAUUGCAAAUGACGAAAUCUCCGAAGGCAUCAACUUGAAUGAGCCACUCUACAUGCAAAAACUCGAUGAAAUUCAUCAGUUGGAAGAGCCCUUCUUGAAUGUCAAUUGCGAACACUUGAAAACUUUCGAUGCCCAAUUGUAUCGACAGUUGAUUUGUUAUCCGCAAGAAGUCAUUCCCACAUUUGACAUGACCGUCAACGAGAUGUUCUUCGAAAAGUAUCCAGCUGCCUUGUUGGACCACCAAAUUCAAGUGCGACCUUUUAAUGCAGAACAAAGUCGCAAUAUGCGAGCACUGAACCCCGAAGAUAUUGAUCAACUUAUUUCCGUCAAUGGCAUGGUUAUUCGCGUCUCCAACAUUAUUCCCGAAAUGAGAGAGGCUUUUUUCAAAUGUAUGGUUUGCUCGUUCACUACAUCUGUGGAAAUCGAUCGUGGACGCAUCGCAGAGCCAACUUUAUGUACACACUGCAACACCAAUCACUGUUUCCAAUUGGUGCAUAAUCGCUCGCAAUUCAGUGACAAACAGUUGAUCAAGUUGCAAGAAUCUCCGGAUGACAUGACUGCUGGACAAACGCCACAUAACAUCCUCUUGUAUGCCCACAACGAUUUGUGUGACAAAGUCCAACCAGGAGAUCGUGUCACAGUCACUGGUAUCUACCGUGCUAUUCCAGUUCAGGAAAAUCCUCGUCAGAGAAGUGUCAAGAGUGUCUACAAGACGCACAUCGACGUCGUGCAUUUCCGUAAAAUUGACAAUAAACGAUUGUACGAAGAAGAAGACGGCAAAGAUCACAUGUUUACGCCUGAGCGUGUCGAGCUCUUGCGAAAACUUUCGGAGAAACCCGAUGUUUAUGAUCGUCUUGCUCGCACAGUUGCUCCCUCCAUCUACGAAAACUUGGACAUCAAGAAGGGCAUCUUGCUGCAAUUGUUCGGAGGCACUAAGAAAAAAGUGGCAACUUCCGGUCGUCAGGACUUCCGUGCGGAAAUUCACAUUUUGUUGUGUGGCGACCCAGGUACCUCAAAGUCGCAACUCUUACAAUAUGUGUACCAUUUGGUGCCCCGUUCUCAAUAUACGUCUGGCAAGGGAUCGUCUGCUGUCGGUUUAACGGCCUAUGUAACGAAAGAUGUGGAAACGAAGCAGUUAGUGUUGCAAACGGGAGCAUUGGUUCUCGCCGACAACGGCGUUUGUUGCAUCGAUGAAUUCGAUAAAAUGAACGAUUCAAUUCGCAGCGUCAUGCACGAAGUAAUGGAACAACAAACUUUGAGUAUUGCCAAGGCAGGAAUUAUUUGUCAAUUGAAUGCGCGAACGUCGAUUCUUGCGGCAGCCAAUCCCUCAGAGUCUCAAUGGAACAAGAACAAAACUAUUAUCGACAAUGUUCAACUUCCUCACACGUUGAUGUCAAGGUUCGAUUUAAUUUUCUUGGUUUUGGAUCCACAAGACGAAUUAUAUGACAAACGUCUAGCCACACAUCUCGUUUCGCUGUAUUACAAAAACCGUUUGGAUGAGGAAGACACACUCUUCGACAUGAGCGUCCUUCGAGAUUAUCUCGCAUAUGCCAAGGAACACAUUCAUCCAGUUUUGUCCGAGGAGGCACAACAACGACUUGUUCAAGCGUAUGUCGAUAUGCGCAAAGUUGGAGCAGGACGUGGACAAAUUUCAGCCUACCCGAGACAACUUGAGUCACUGAUUCGUCUUGCCGAGGCUCAUGCCAAAGUACGCCUCAGCCCCGAAGUAAAAGUUGUCGAUGUCGAAGAAGCAUGGCGCCUACACAGAGAAGCUCUCAAACAAUCUGCCACAGAUCCACUUUCCGGCAAAAUUGAUGUCGGCAUUCUCACGACCGGUUUAUCGAGUGAAGCACGCAAAAAACGAGCUGAUUUGAUUGCCGCCAUCAAGACUUAUCUCAAAAGUAAAGCUAAAGUAUCAACAAUGCCAUACCAAAAAGUAUUCAUGGACAUUCGUGAAGGUUCACAAAUUUUGAUUACGAGAGAACAAUUUGAGGAUGCCUUGAAAGAGCUCCAGGAUGAAGGAGUGGUUGUUGUUGUUGGAAAGAAUACCAUUCGACUCUGUUAGUUAUUUUACGUUUUUUUUAUAUGUUAGUGGAACAUUCUUUUUUUUCUUGUUUUUUUAUAUGAUUAAAUUAAUAAAACCCCAAAUUGAUUUCAUAAAUUUUAAUAGAA
Culicoides brevitarsis is the source of this 2787-nucleotide messenger RNA. It is a transcript of the gene dpa, whose product is annotated as DNA replication licensing factor MCM4. The record is from RefSeq and is a predicted model, not a curated record. The transcript is spliced from 2 exons. Lineage: Eukaryota; Metazoa; Arthropoda; Insecta; Diptera; Ceratopogonidae. Gene Ontology annotation, molecular function: single-stranded DNA binding; ATP binding; single-stranded DNA helicase activity. The coding region runs from base 80 to 2680 and encodes 866 amino acids. Gene Ontology annotation, biological process: double-strand break repair via break-induced replication; mitotic DNA replication initiation; DNA replication. Gene Ontology annotation, cellular component: nucleus; MCM complex.